GCCAGGGCAGCCAGGGAAUGUAAUUCAUGCCCCUUCCCUUGGACUGGCAUAAAGUCCCAACUCUCCCUUUCCUUGAGACUGACCCUCUGAAUAUGCCCCUUUCAUCACCCCUGUUAACAAGGAAGGAGGAUACAUGGGACUUUUAUAGGGCCGCCAGCACUGACCACUGGCUCCUUUUUUCAACUCUUUGCUACCCUAAUUAUCCACCUGGGUACUUAGAGCUGCCAAUCUCCCAAGCUCAUAAACCUGAUUUAAUGGUGAUUGGGGGUCUGGCCCAGCUCAGACCUCCAGCCCCUGCCAGAUAAAAGGGUGGGAGCUGAGCUGACUUGACAGCUCUUGCUUCCCGUUCUCCCCAUCAGGGCCUGCCUCUCUGCCUCUCAUUCCUGCCAUGUCGUGCCUAUCCUACCAGCAGGGCUCCAGAUGUGGCAGUCGGAGCUUCAGCUCAUGCUCAGCUGUCUUCCCCCAGAGGGUCACCCACUAUGCAGUGAGCUCGGGGGCAUGCCAGCCUGGGGGUGGCGGGGGCCUCCGGGUCCUGGGCUGCCUUCGCUCACGGAGCCUGUGCAACGUGGGCUUUGGGAGGCCCCGGGUUGCCUCCAGGUGUGGCCUUCCUGGCUUCGGAUACCGAGUGGGGGCCACCUGUGGGGCUCCUGCCUGCAUCACUCCCGUCACCAUCAAUGAGAGCCUACUAGUCCCACUUCAGCUGGAAAUUGACCCAACUGUGCAGAAUGUGAAGAGGGAUGAGAAGGAGCAGAUCAAGUGCCUCAAUAACCGCUUUGCAUCCUUCAUCAAUAAGGUCCGGUUCCUGGAGCAGAAGAAUAAGCUGCUGGAGACCAAGUGGCAGUUCAUGCAGCAGCAGAGGUGCUGCCAGAAGAGCAUGGAGCCCAUCUUCGAAGCCUACAUCUGCACCCUCCGCAAGCAGCUGGACUGCGUGGCCAGGGACCGGGCCGGGCUGGAGUCGGAGCUCUGCAGCCUCCAGGACACGCUGGAGGGCUACAAGAAGAAAUAUGAGGAGGAGCUGGCCUUGCGGCCCUGUGCGGAAAAUGAGUUCGUGGCCUUAAAGAAGGAUGUGGAUACGGCUUUCCUGAUGAAGGCUGACCUGGAGACCAACGUGGAGGCUCUGGUCCAGGAGAUCGACUUCCUGAAAGGCCUGUACGAGGAGGAGAUCUGCCUGCUCCAGUCUCAGAUCUCAGAGACCUCGGUCAUCGUGAAGAUGGACAACAGCCGGGUGCUGGACGUGGACAGCAUCAUCGCUGAUAUCAAGGCCCAGUAUGACGAAAUCGCCAGCCGCAGCAAAGCUGAAGCGGAGGCCUGGUACCAGUGCCGGUAUGAGGAGCUGCGGCUGAUCUCCGGGACCCACUGUGACAACCUCCGCAACCGCAAGAAUGAGAUCCAGGAAAUGAACAAGCUGAUCCAGCGGCUGCAGCAAGAAAUCGAGAAUGUCAAAGCCCAGCGUUGCAAUCUGGAAGCUGCUGUGGCCCAGGCAGAGCAGCAGGGUGAGGCAGCCCUCAAUGACGCCAAGUGCAAGCUGGCCGGGCUGGAGGCCGCCCUACAGAAGGCCAAGCAGGACAUGGCCUGCCUGCUCAAGGAGUACCAGGAGGUGAUGAACUCCAAGCUGGGCCUGGACAUCGAGAUCGCCACCUACAGGCGCCUGCUGGAGGGCGAGGAGCACAGGCUGUGUGAAGGCACUGGGCCUGUGAAUAUCUCUGUGAGCAGCUCAAAAGGUGCGGUCUUGUACGAGCCAUGUGUGGUCAGCACGCCCAUGCUGAGGACCGAAUACUGCACCAGCGGCCUCAAGAGCAGUGGGGGCUGCAGCGCCAUGAGCACCGGUGAACUCUACAUCCCCUGUGAGCCACAGGGGCGCCCGGACUGCUCCAGCAUGAAGCUAGGGACUGGGGGCAGCUCCUCCUGCCACAAGUGUUAGCACUGCCUCAGAGGCUGGGAGUCCAGGAUGCAAGGCACUAGCCCUCAGCCUGGAUGUCGCCCACGCUUACCAGGGCAGCACACCAGGACAUUCCAAACCUCACCUUCCUGUAUCAGGUUUUCCCCGGGAGCCAUUCCUCAGGUCCAUCACAUCAGUCAUUUUUACUUAUCUGUGUGCAGACUUGAAGUAGGCCCUGGGGGCGGCGGUGGGAUGUAAGGAAAGAGAAUGCAUCGCUAUGCCCCCUAGACUGCUGACAGUCAGUCCCUAGUGUGGCCAAGAGAAUGGCAACAGCCACUGACCACUUCUCUUGCGGAUGAGAAGGCCAACUGCGCACAUCACAGUUCUGCUUUGCGGAUUAAAUCAUGGAAGUUUCCCCACAAAGCCAGCCUCCCCCGAACCCUGGAGGUUCCCACCUCCCUUACCUCUGAUUCUCAUGCACCUAAGAAAAGUGAACUUCUUUUAACACCCACCUAAAAAAUGCACUAUUGCAAAUGUCAAAAGGAGAUAUUCCAAAAUCCCAUUCUGAAUUCCAAAGCCAGGAUUUGGGGAUCACUCAGGACCUAUCCAGGCCCUCUCAGUUAACACAGAAUCCAUAGGUGGCCUUUAGCCCUAGGUUUUCCUGCUCAAAUAUGUUGAGCUCACGCUAUGAAAAUGCGUCUCUUCCCUGAGCUCCCAUUGGCCGUUGAUGGUGGAGAUACGCCUAGAACAAAGGCAAGGGGACAUGGAAUUUUCACUUGAUGUAGGGACAAUUGAGAGCUGACAUUAUUUGCUCAAAGAAGUCAAGCCCCGCCCCCACUUCUGUAGACAGCCACCUCUCCCUUUACUCCCUCUUGCUUUGGGUCUGAUAUGAAUGCGUUUUCCUGGCUGCAGCGAUGGGGGGCUGACCGGCCAACUUGAGGCUCUGGCUCAGGGGCUGAGGGAGGAGGAGGUGUUGGGCUGACCCCAUCCCUCCAGAGGCCCCGCCCCUAGGGCUGCUUCCACAGAAGCCUCACCCUCCCAGGGAUCCAAGUCUCUGCCAAAGAGCCUCUGGGCUUGUCUGUUCCCAAUAAACUAACUGGUCACAGGUUACAGCAAUCAGGAUGAUUCAACCUGCUCUGUGGGUCUGAGAGGAGGAACCUCCUUUGAGGGAGAACAAAUAAGCCGCCUUUGGGGCUGGAAGCUGGGGAACUUGGGAACUUGGGGUGAAAAGGUAGGUGGUUAUGUAAAUGGGAAAACUACAUAUGAACAAUUUGCUAGUGGCCUGUGGAAUAAACGUGGACCCAUACAAAUUAGACUUAAAAACUGCACAUCACACCCCAAUAGUGUACAAGUCACUUGCCACAUUAAAAAACCACGUGUCUGUUGUAGAUAGGCCUCCUCACCGCAUGGCCCCCUGCACGUGUCCUAGAGAAAGUUCAUGGGGCCCCUAUAAUGUCUGUUCUCAUCAGGCUCCCAGCCUGGGUUCUGCCUCCCCAUCGUGGACCAGUCUUUGUGCAGGACAUUCCUGGUCCGGGGAAAGCACAGAA
Molecule: messenger RNA, 3426 nt
Organism: Myotis myotis
Lineage: Eukaryota; Metazoa; Chordata; Mammalia; Chiroptera; Vespertilionidae
Gene: KRT82
Product: keratin 82
Exons: 9
Coding region: 389-1921 (510 amino acids)
Biological process (GO): intermediate filament organization; keratinization
Cellular component (GO): keratin filament
Molecular function (GO): structural constituent of skin epidermis
Source: RefSeq, a predicted model, not a curated record